AAAAUAAAUUUUAUCUAUUAUCUCAAAUAUUUAAAUAAUAAUAAUGCAUCGUCAUGCAAUUUGAUGAGCUUUGAAUAUUAGAUAGUACGUUUUAUUUGCUAUAAGUGGCACCUUCCAAAUCAAAGCGAAUACACGAAAUUUCAAGGUGCGCGAGCAUUUUGUGAUUUUAUGUAGACAAGUGCGGCAAAUCCUUGAUCAAUACAUUCAACAUAAAAAAUUGUUGAUGUUGAAAUUGGAAAACUAAAUUUAGACCGAACAUGAGCAACAGCGAGCUACGCCGACGAAAGGUAAGCUUGUAGCGCCUACUUUUUUAUCUAAUCUGUUUUGAUUCCAUGGACCAGUGACGAAUAGACGUGUAAAAUAAUUUCUACACUCUUUUUGUUGCUAAAUUACCAUUCAUGUUCAAACCACAUUCAUGAUCGGUGUGAUAUUAGAGCUGUGUUAUAUGUUCCGUUCUAUAUUUUCAUAUACCAUUUUCUUAUGCCUAAAAAAUAUAACAAAGAACAUAAUGAAAAGACGACGAGUAAAUCAAUCAGAAAACGAAAAGACAAGACUGUUUCCUCACUGCAUACGUCUCUGUUAUGUCUAAUUUUGAGUGGUACUCUGCUGACAUUAUUUGUAGUGUACUAUACUGAUCAAAUACCAUGGUAUAUAGGCCACAGGGCAGUAGACAGUAUUGCCAACAAGUUUGGCUAUCACAAACCAGUACAUGCAGUUGUUAUAGAUGCUGGAAGCACAGGAUCAAGAGUAUUAGCAUUUACAUUCCAUGAAUCCUACUUUGGACAGCAUUUAAUUUUAGACAAGGAAUUAUUUGCAUAUUCCAAACCAGGCCUUUCAUCUUUUGCCAACAAUCCAGAAAAGGGUGUUGCUACAAUAGCAAAUCUGAUAGAGAAAGCUAAAAAAGAGAUCCCAAAACAAUACUGGUCACAAACCCCAUUGAUUUUGAAAGCAACAGCUGGUUUAAGGAUGUUGCCUCCUGAAAAGGCCAAUAAAUUAUUAGACUCGGUGAGGGAAUACUUCAAAAAAGUGGCAUUCCAGACUAAUGAGAAAUCUGUAGAAAUUAUGGAAGGGACUGAUGAAGGAAUCUUCUCUUGGUUUACUGUGAACUUCUUAUUGGAACGAAUCGGCGGCGAUCCAUCCCGCACAGUUGCCGCCCUCGACCUCGGAGGCGGUUCGACUCAAACGACAUUCGCCGCAACUACGCCAGCCAGUCUCAAGGAUACCGAACACAUCCACCGGGCCCAGUCCCCUAGGGGCCUUAUCCAGGUGUAUACGCGCAGCAUGGAGGGGCUGGGGUUGAUGGCAGCCAGGUAUGCUGUCAUCACGGGACAUGGAAACGGCGGGAAUUUGAACGUCACCAGCGAGUGUGUCAACCCGGUGGUUAGAGGCAAGAAGUUCCAUUAUAGCGGCACCGAUUACUACAUAUCCGGCCUACAAGAGAACUACCCCAAAUCUCACGUGAAAGGAAGUGAUAUCGAAAUUGGUGAGGAUGUCCCCAUAGUGAGUUUCUCUAACUGCUCUGAGAUCAUCGUGAAAUAUGUGAAGAGCAAAGCCCACGCCCCUGAGGAGCUGCCUUUGAAGACCAUCGUGGCUUUUAGUUAUUAUUACGACAGGGCCGCCGAAGCUGGACUUAUUGAUGAGUCAACUGGUGGUCAAAUAAAAGUGAAGGAUUUCAGGACAGCUGCAGAAAAAGUUUGUCACGACGCAAAUGCGGAUCAACCAUUCAUGUGUUUUGACUUGACGUUCAUAUGGGCACUUUUAGAAAAAGGAUUCAAUUUGAAUGAAAAUACCAAAAUAUAUCUGUACAAGAAGAUUAAUGGACACGAAACAAGUUGGGCGCUGGGAGCAGCAUACAACAUGCUAAGAGGUUGACGGGAACGAAUGAAUAAAUAGAUAUUAGAUCUUUUUAUACACUGGAUAUCAUCCUUGCACAUUUUUUUAACUAUUGUGGAUGUGCCUUAAAAUUUUAUUUAUGUUAUGUGGUAUAGGCUGUGCAAAGAUUCCAUACACUCGGUUUCUGUGUUUAUAACAAUAAAUACAGUUUUAGUAUUUU
Molecule: messenger RNA, 2053 nt
Organism: Acanthoscelides obtectus
Lineage: Eukaryota; Metazoa; Arthropoda; Insecta; Coleoptera; Chrysomelidae
Source: the annotation of a GenBank genome assembly